This is a messenger RNA of Syzygium oleosum, 1368 nucleotides long. RefSeq names its product spermidine hydroxycinnamoyl transferase-like. The record is from RefSeq and is a predicted model, not a curated record. The transcript has 2 exons. Gene Ontology annotation, molecular function: acyltransferase activity, transferring groups other than amino-acyl groups. Bases 1 to 1368 code for a protein of 455 amino acids. Lineage: Eukaryota; Viridiplantae; Streptophyta; Magnoliopsida; Myrtales; Myrtaceae.
AUGACUGUGAGGUACCGGGGAACUUACACCGUAAAGCCUGAAACCGCGACGUGGGUUGGCCACCUACCACUCUCGGAGCUGGACCAAAUAGGCACCAUCACCCAUGUGCCCAACAUUUACAUCUUCAGACCACCCCCUGAAUGGCUGCACCCGGUCGACGCCAUCUUCGGCACUCUCCGGGGUUCGUUGAGCCGCGUGCUGGUCCCAUUCUAUCCGCUCGCGGGAAGGCUCAGGUGGCUCGACGGGGGACGGCUCCGACUCGAUUGCAACGCCAUGGGCGUCUGGUUCAUCGAGGCCGAAUCUGAUGGCGAGCUCAACGACUUGGGCGAUUUUUGUCCCCGUCCGGAGUUUGAACAGAUUGUGCCAAGCGUGGACUACACGAUGCCGAUCCAUGAGUUGCCACCAUUGCUAGUUCAAGUCACCAAGUUCAAGUGUGGUGGGCUUGCAUUGAGCGCCUCCAUAUCUCACGCGGUUGCUGAUGGGCCAAGCGCUGCUCAUUUCAUGACUGAGUGGGCCCGGCUCGCCCGCGGCGAGCCACUGGGCAUCGAGCCGUACUAUGAUAGAAAGGUUUUAUGGGUGGGCGAAGAUCCAACUGGCCCCCUGCUGCCGCCGCCAAACUUGGAGCACUCCGAGUUCGACCACCCGCCGCUGCUGAUCGGCCACACUAGCGACCUAGAACAGCGUAAGAAGAAGACCACCAUGGUCAUGCUAAAGUUGACGAAGACCCAAGUUGAAACCCUAAAGAACGCGGCGAACAAGGACCGAGCCGGCCACCACCCACGUCCCUACACCCGAUAUGAGACGAUGUCCGCGCACAUAUGGCGGUGUGCGUGCAAGGCUCGCAAACACAAGCCCGAGCAGCCAACCACGCUGUGCAUCUGCGUUGACGCCCGCAGCCGCCUACGGCCAUCCCUAAAGCCUGGAUACUUCGGCAAUGCAACUUUUGACGUGGCCGCUGCUGGCACAUCCGGUGAGCUGGCAUCAAGCCCGCUUGGUUGCACCUCGAGCAAGAUUCGAGAGGCCAUCGAGACGGUGACCCACGACCAUGUGAGGUCAGCCAUUGAGCACAUCCGGAGACAACCGGACCUGACCAUGUUUCAGGAUCUGCAUGCCCUAGGAAGCACACAAGGGCUUUUCUAUGGAAACCCUAAUCUCGGCGUGGUGAGCUGGUUGACGCUUCUGGUGUACGGCCUUGACUUCGGGUGGGGGAGAGAGAUUCACAUGGGGCCUGGGAACCACGAUUUCGACGGCGAUUGUCUGGUUCUUCCAAGUCUUGAGGAAGAAGGUGGGUUGGUGGUGGCCGUGGGCUUGAAAAUAGCGCACAUGGAAGAUUUCAAGAAGUUCUUCUAUGAGGAUAUCGUUGAUUAA